Acanthopagrus latus (yellowfin seabream) is the source of this 4793-nucleotide messenger RNA. It is a transcript of the gene stk32a, whose product is annotated as serine/threonine kinase 32A. Gene Ontology annotation, biological process: G protein-coupled receptor signaling pathway; protein phosphorylation; regulation of signal transduction. NCBI's taxonomy places the organism in Eukaryota, Metazoa, Chordata, Actinopteri, Spariformes, Sparidae. The record is from RefSeq and is a predicted model, not a curated record. The transcript is spliced from 14 exons. Bases 1202 to 2419 code for a protein of 405 amino acids. Gene Ontology annotation, molecular function: ATP binding; G protein-coupled receptor kinase activity; G protein-coupled receptor binding.
CAUGUUUCAUCCUGAAUCUGAUGCUGCAGGGGACACUAACUUUUAUUUGUGUCUGAGUGGUGAGAGACAGGACAGGGACAGCAGCAGCUGAGCCUGAACAGCAGCUGAGCCUGAACAGCAGCUGAGCCUCAGCAGCCCAUGAAACGUGCCUCUCCGGACGCACGCCGGUGUCCAGACUCGUCACACAGGCGGCGAUGUGGAGGUCAGUCCGUCAUCAGCGCCGAGCAGCUUCCCCCCCGGUCAGUUUCCUCCGUCCUGUGUCCUCUUGUCCUCCAGAAACAACUGAUUUCGCAUUGCACUCACUCCGCCGGCGCACCCCGCAAGUCACGUCUCGCUGUGCGGUUCCGUUGUCCUCCGUGCGGGCUGGCGGGUGUCCCGGCGCAUCGUAGUCCGACCAGCGGACAAGUGACGCUGUGAGGUGCACUGUUGCUCCCGUGUCGCCUCACGUCUCUGCAGCAAACCGGGCUGGAAAUGGUCCCAUGCUCAACUACCCGGCGGCGCACAGAGAUAAGAGCUCCGAACACAACGUCCUCUGCGGGAGCUCAGCACUGCGCACUACUUUGUGAUAUAUCACUGAAUCCACAGAGGGAGUAUUCAGACGAGACCGUGCAGGGCGGUGCGGUGCGGUGCGGUGCGGGAGGGACAUCCAGCCACGGUUUCCCCUGCGGACUGUCUGCUGAUGAUGACUGGAAGUUUUCUCACGUAUGCCUCAUCUCAUAAGUCAGGUUAGACUCUCAGUCCACAGAGGGUCACAGCCACAAACACAUCAGCCACCUUCCUCUUCCUCCUCCUCCUCCUGCUGGCUGGCAAGAGACGUCCGUCUGCCUGCGCUCAUCUGAACGACAGCGAGAACAGACAGCAAACUUACGCUGUAGUGAUACUGCCUGUGUGAGUGUGUAUGUGUGAAUGUGUGUGUGUGUCAGCGCUUCAGUGUUCCCUCAAGCCUCCACUGUCUGUGUGUGUCUGCAAUGAUGUGUGGUUGUGUCAAAGAAGAGUCAGCAGAAGAGAGCCAGCUGCUGUGUGUGACAGCACGUGAGACUUAGUGUUAGUGUGUGUGUGUGUGUGUGUGUGUGUGUGUGUGUGAGACAGAGCAGGGUGUUAGUGUUGACCAGGCUAUGAGUGUGUCUCAGAGGGAGAGGCCGGUCGAUGUUUAGAGGAGCUGAGGGGGAGCAGCAGAGGAGAGUCAGUACGAGGAGCAGCCAUGGGGCUCGGACAGUCCAGCAAGGCUCCGGUCACGGACGACACAGACGAGGUAAAUUUCGACCACUUCCAGAUCCUGAGAGCAAUAGGAAAAGGAAGCUUUGGAAAAGUCUGCAUUGUACAGAAGAAGGACACCAAGAAGAUGUACGCCAUGAAGUACAUGAACAAGCUCAAAUGUGUGGAGCGGAAUGAAGUGCGGAACGUCUUGAAGGAGCUGCAGAUCAUGCAAAACCUUGAACAUCCUUUCUUGGUCAACUUCUGGUAUUCCUUCCAGGAUGAGGAGGACAUGUUCAUGGUGGUGGACUUACUGUUGGGAGGAGACCUACGCUAUCACCUCCAGCAGAACGUCCACUUCUUGGAGAACACUGUCAAACUGUAUGUCUGUGAACUGGCCCUGGCCCUGGGAUACCUACGCAGCAAGCGCAUCAUACACAGAGACAUCAAACCAGACAACAUACUACUGGAUGAGCAUGGUCACGUUCAUCUGACAGACUUCAACAUUGCAGCAAUCGUAAAGGACGACCUGAAAGCAACGUCCAUCGCUGGGACUAAACCGUACAUGGCUCCAGAGCUUUUUCAGAGCUUUGAGGGCUCCCACCCCGGAUAUUCCUUCUCUGUCGACUGGUGGUCACUGGGCAUCACAGCCUACGAGCUCCUUAGAGGACAGAGGCCUUACGUGAUGAGAUCCAGUACACCAGCUAAUGAGAUCCUCCAGACCUUCCACAAGGUCCAUCCCAGCUACCCAGCAGCCUGGUCUUUGGAGAUGAAGUCCCUUCUCAGAAAGUUGCUGUGCAUUGAUGUCCAGAAGCGCAUUUCCUGUCUAGCCGAGCUGCAAGAUCUGGACUACAUGUCAGAUGUCAACUGGGACGCUGUGCUCAGCAAGCAGCUUCCUCCCGGGUUUAUUCCCAAUAAGAGGAGACUUAACUGUGACCCCACAUUUGAGCUGGAGGAAAUGAUCCUGGAGUCCAAACCGCUUCACAAGAAGAAGAAAAGGCUUGCGAGAAAAACCAGGGACCAGGGUUCUGACGGGUCCCCACAGAACGGUCAGCUGCAGCAGCGACUGGAUAACGUCCAGAGAGACUUCAUCGUCUUCAACAGAGAAAAGUCAAAGAAAGCAGUGGAUUCAGAGUCCUCUGAGCUGUCCACGAGCGAGAAGAACAAGGCAAUAGAGGAUGGACAGAAUAACAACGUUCAACCGGCUGCCUACUUAUCAGGAUAGGACUCACGACCUGAGAUCCAUACUUAUCACUUCACCUGCCCACAGCUUGUAGAUCGGCUAUUCACACCCAGACACCUUUCGUUCUGUCCCCAGAGCUGGUCUUCACUGUUCCUGCACCACUACAGCGUCUGUACAAACACUAAUGCAGCAAUAUGCACUAUUUCAUUUUCACCCACAAAAAAACUCAUUAUCCAAGCGCUCUAGAACUGCAGCAGGGGAACAGACUCCAGGAACAGCAGCCAUGACUCAGCCAGCCUAUUCACUUUAAUGUCACCAAGAAGAAUGACUCUGAGCAGAGUGUCAGUCAUAUCAUGCCCCCCUGCAUCACCCCGGUGCUCUACGGUCUGCCUGACCUGUCUUCAACCUCUCCUCUGGGUGCUGUGCUGAACUGAGGAGGAGUCUACUCCCCUCCCAGAACGGAGACAAUGCCACCGUCGCUCAGCUGGCACAGGAAGUCUGAUGUGGCUGAAAGCUGUAUGUGCUGCUGCUGUCUGAAGCGGGACAUUCAGAUUUCUGAUCUCAACUUGGCAUUUUCCAAUUAAUUGCAGUUCUUUGAACAUAAAAAGGAAAUGGACUCACAAGAAUUUAUAUUAAAGGAGCCGGGUGGAUGCUGUGUGCGUGACUUGAGAAUCGAGCAUGACUCUUAAGAGUACAAAACAUUACAAUGGAGAGGUUAAUAAGGUAAAACGAGGCCUUUGUUUAUAAGACAGCAACCACAGAUUCCUCUUAGAAGAAGAAACUAAAGAGCUGAACUGUAGGCUUCAGCGUGAAUGGCUCACUUUCUAAUAGCAGCAGACACAUGGCUGUAGUGGUCAUUAUGCUAGGCUUUGCUAAUGAAGCUGACACAGAUGGUAGGUUUGCAAUAUUUGGUAAAAGCUGCGGGUCCAUCAGCUGCAGAUGAUGGCAAACCAUGCUGCAAGUUGUCUGCACUUGUGUAUGCUUUAGGUGAGUCAAUAAAGAAAUCAGAUGUAGCUGCUGUAGCUUGUAGCUUCAGGCACACAAAAUUUUGAGAACUGACCUCAAUCUGCAAAUGACCAGCUGGGUCUUGAUAUUUAUGGUUUAUAGCUAUGAAACGUAGCUAAGGUAGCUGAUAGAUGUUGUAUGUUCUGCACUGAACCUUGCUUUGCACAUGCUUCUUCAUCAAACUGUAGCAUUUAUGCACAGAGAGGCAAAAAAAAGGAAAAAAAAAUAAAGCUGUGAGUGAAUGCUUAUUCCCUUAGGGAUGGUUUCAUAGACGAGGAUUAAGCUGAGCCCUAGAUAAGAUUCAUUGUCAGUUACUGUCUGCACUGAAAUUCCUUUCAGUCAUAUUUUUAAUGUCCUUCCACUGUUUAUAUUGUCUACAACCAGUUACACAUGUGCCACUGGAUAACUCUGCUAAUUAGUUUUUGCAAUCAAUUGCUCCCUCAGAAGAAAACACUGCGAUGACAUUCUCAGCAGAUUGUAUUCAACAGGAAUUUGGCACCAGCUGGAUAAAACAGUGGAAUAAAAAACAACUGGUAUUGAUUGAUCCCAUUUUUUCCACAUUUAGCGUUGUGAACAACAAUGAAGGAACCAAUAAACACCCGGCAAGGCAAUAUCCCUCAUCUUACUGCAGACUUAAAAUCAUGUCCAAGAAACCACACCUGCCUGCAGAGGGAUGCCUUACACCAGAGAUGUGGCACACAGCUGCUUUAACUAAAGGUGCAAUGUGUAAGAUUUGGUCAGAAUUUCAGAUUAAAGCAAAAAAAUACACACAAAAAAACAGAUUGUGAGGAAAGACCAGUUCAUCUGCUUCCCUCCGUCCCUCCACUGUCUACAUGGACUGUCACCAUCAUUACAUGAAACAACAACAAGCUCCAAGGUAGCAGCCUACAGGUGAAAGUGGCAAACAUUAACCUGUGUGCUCUGCAUGAACAUAAAAGUCUCAGCUGUGACCUCCUGUGUCUGGAUUAAACGCUGCUCACACUGAGAGAGCCAAAUUAGUUUUUCUGCAGCCAGAACUUUCUCCUGCGCUGAAACAGUGCUGUGGAGUAAGUAAGUCUAUGCAAGGCUUGUUGCAGAGAUGUCUACUGAAGUCAUCAUGCUAACAGCCGGCCAGCUCUGGCCUGUCUUAUCUUAUAGUACCAGUUGUAGCCUGUGCAGUUUCAGUCGGGAGAUCAGCUGAGAGCUCUUUUAGAUGUUGUGGUCUAAUAAACCCAAUGAACUCACAAACUGGCAAUAAAGUCAAUAUUGUUACACGUAAAGAAUACAGCAGUAAACCACCUGAAUUCAAGUCUCUCUCUUUAACAGACCAGGACACGCUAAUGUGCCCCAUUAACUCAUAAGCCACCCUUCAUUGAAAAAAAGCCUAACUUGCCAGUGCCAUCUUGGUUUGUCUUCCAUAAUCACCUCUAGU